UCAUGCGGGUGAAGCCGCGGGUAAAAGCUUGUAGUAAAAUCAAAGGUAGAGCGCAACCGUGGAACUCACGGCGUUGCUAAGCUACGGUUGCCCGGCUGUACGCAUCCUAAUCAUAAUGUUUGUAUUUUAUUUUUAUUGUGCAUUUAUUAUGAAAGUAGAAAUGUCGCACUACGGCGUAACGUGGCAACGAGCCCUGCAUCGGCACAAAGGACGCCGAGCGACUCCAAAACGUUACUGCAUUCGGUCGUUAAUUAACUAAUGGUGAGCUGUGUGGGUGUUGAGUAACCGCAUAUGGACAACGGAGUAACAAUGGUGUGAAAAUGUCAGAUAGCGAAGAAAGUGACGGAGAAGGAGGCCUCGGUAACCUAAGCAGGCAGAUCAUCAGGCCUCCUGGCCAGAGCGGGAAGGCCAAGCGAGGCCAGCUGUGCUUCGACGCAGCCUUCGAGUGCGGAAACUUGGGCCGUGCCGACCACAUCAGCGAGUUGGAGUAUGACCUGUACGUGCGGCCUGACACCUGCAGGCCAAGAGCGAGGUUCUGGUUCAACUUUACCGUUGAGAAUGUGAAGCAGGAUCAGAGGGUAAUAUUUAAUCUGGUAAAUCUGGGCAAAGAUCUCACCUUAUUCAACGGUGACAUGACACCAUUGGUGCGCUCUACAUCGCGUCCCAAAUGGCAAAGAAUCCCCAGGCGUUUGGUCUUUUACCACCGUUCCCUCGCACAUCGAGGAAGGAGGAUCCUAAGCAUUGCCUUCGCAUUCGACCGCGAAGAAGACGUGUACCAUUUCACUGUAGCGGCGCCCUACUCGUACUCCAGACUCCAAAAGUACCUGGCGGUUUGGGAGAAGAAAGCACAGGCCUUUGCAACGAGAGAGUCCAUAGCUGAGACUACGCAAAAGCGUCGAAUAGAUUUAGUGACUAUAGGAAAUUUUGAGUUCAAAGAGACUGAUCUUAAAGAGGAGCAACCUGUUAAAGGUAAAGUGGUAGAGCCAAAGAAAAGGGUUGUCCUCAUCAUCGCCCGAGCACAUGGGGGCGAGCCACCGGCGUCUUUCAUUUGUCAAGGACUACUGGAUUACAUGGUGAGCUCAUCUGAAAAAGCUGCAGCUCUACGAAAUGGUAUAGUCAUACAGGUGGUGCCAAUGCUAAACCCCGAUGGUGUGUUUCUGGGCAAUCAACGAGCAGAUCUCCUGGGUUCGGAUCCAAACCGGUGCUGGAACCGCGCCACCACUUAUGCACACCCCGCUCUGAUCGCGGUCAAGGACCAGCUGAACAAGCUCAACUCUGAAAAGUCCGUACAGUUGGAUUUCAUCAUUGAUCUGCACGCAGAUAUUAGCAGCGAAGGUGUUUUUGUGCGUGGAAAUUCAUACGACGAUGUUUAUCGUUUCGAACGCCACGCAGUGCUCCCAAAGUUCCUGGCAGCUCGGGUGGAAGCGUGGCAGCCGGACUAUUGCCUAUACAACGCGGAUCCUCUCAUGGUGGGCACCGCUCGCCGCGCGUUGCCAACAGGCAGCAUCGACGCCUAUUCCAUACUGGCAUCACUGGGCGGCCGCAGACUCGCGCCUCGUGGGCCAUUCAUACACUACACGGAGGAUGCUUACUCUAAAAUAGGCAAGUCGGUGGGCAAAGCUCUAUGCGAUUACUACAGACACAUAGGAGUGAUCCCUCCCAGGGUUGGGAAGAAUAAGAAAAAAGACCCAAGAGGACGCAGGCGUCGGAGAAGGCCAGUCAUUGAACGAGAGAGAUCUCCGAGCUCAUCUCCCGAACGACGAGCCGUCCGGCCGAGGAUCCUGUCUCCGCCGCUGCCGCCCGCGUCGCCGCCGCCGCUGCGCGCGCUACUGCCGCGCAUGUCACGUCACACCGCCAUGAAGCGACGGCCGCGCACCAUGCCCGACUACGACAAUGUGCUGCCUGUCAUAACUGGCAUAGGCGUAAGGACCCCUCGUCUGGCAGUAGUGGACAUGAGCGCUUACAUCCAGACCCCGAAGGUGCGCUCCUACGCGCCGCACAAGCAGCGGCCGCGGCUGGCCCGCCCCCCGCGNUAG
This is a messenger RNA of Ostrinia furnacalis (Asian corn borer), 2036 nucleotides long. Its product is annotated as cytosolic carboxypeptidase 6. Bases 321 to 2036 code for a protein of 571 amino acids. Gene Ontology annotation, biological process: proteolysis. The record is from RefSeq and is a predicted model, not a curated record. NCBI's taxonomy places the organism in Eukaryota, Metazoa, Arthropoda, Insecta, Lepidoptera, Crambidae. Gene Ontology annotation, molecular function: metallocarboxypeptidase activity; zinc ion binding. The transcript has 12 exons.